Molecule: messenger RNA, 2159 nt
Organism: Malaya genurostris
Lineage: Eukaryota; Metazoa; Arthropoda; Insecta; Diptera; Culicidae
Gene: Rexo5
Product: RNA exonuclease 5
Exons: 3
Coding region: 146-2107 (653 amino acids)
Cellular component (GO): nucleus
Molecular function (GO): nucleic acid binding; exonuclease activity
Source: RefSeq, a predicted model, not a curated record
ACAACGUGUAAUUGUUUUUUCUUGUUACUACCUCGCGCCAUGGCGAUAAAUAAAUUUCAUUUUUCUCCUAUUACAUGUAGUUAUCGUGCUUACGAGUGGUAUUGAAUUGUAAAAAGGGAUAGUCUUGUGAAUAUUGUUUUCGCUAAUGAAAAACGCAUCCGACACCGAUCUGUUUUCUUCCUCUAGUUGCGACACUAACAGUAAACGGGAGCAACGACUUGAGAGGAAGAAACAAAAAUUACUUGCAUUGGCAGAAGUAAUGCAACUGAACGCACGAGACGCAGAUAAAAUUUCUCUGAGUAACGAAAUCAUUCCGGAUCCGAAUAGUGCCAUACACAAGCACGAAAUUCCAGAGCCAGGAAAGAAGAAGCAAAAACUUUCCGAUAGCACCUAUUCGUCGUUGAAGGUAGAAGUAAAACAAUAUCGAGAUAGAAUGAGAAAUAUUCCUAAACUAAGACUCAAAGAAGUAGGCGAGGAAGCAUUGAUGAAAACUAAGGCGGAAGAUCGUGUUCCGUUGUUGUUAGAUGACAUUCAGGCCCUAUUGAUGCACACUUUGCUGCGUCAAGAUUCACCGAUGAAUCCCAGCCGAUGGGCGGUGUUGGAAAAAUCUACUAAAUUGACCCACAUCGCGGUUCUAGUGGUGGAAGGGCCUACGUCAGAAGAUUUCACUAAACAUGAACAAGAUUUCAAAGAGUGCAAAAAGAUUUUUCACAACAUACUGCAGGUCGUAGUACCGAGUGAUAAAUUGGUCGAGGAGCUAGCAUGUGUGCCGUUGAGCGAAACCCAUAAGGACAUUCUGUUGGCUGAAUAUGGUUCACUCGAGGCAGCAAUACUGGCUUGCAAAGACCACCUGUUGAUUAGAAAAAGUAUUUUCAACAAUAUUGAUCAAGAAAAUGAUGAGCAUACUGGAGGUGAGCAAGACUAUAGUAGUAUGGAUUUACCUCCUGGGGACAAGUUCCCGCGUACACAACUGCUGUUAUCACCCAUACAAAUGAUAAACGAGGAAUAUCCACUGCCACUAAUCGGAAGUUUGCAACAACGGUACACUGGUUAUAUGACUACCAAUGAUCAUUAUGCUCCAGUCACUCCGAGAUCACCUAUUUUUGGCCUGGACUGCGAAAUGUGUAAAACUAGUAUUGGAGCUUCGGAGCUAACACGCGUUUCGAUCAUCGACGAGCAGGGUAAUGAAUUCUACGAGACACUUGUUCGGCCAGAUAACAAGAUCGUCGAUUACCUGACUCAAUUCUCGGGUAUUACACCGGAAAUGUUGAAGAAUGUUUCAAAAACAUUGAACGAUGUGCAUAAGGACUUGAAAAAUAAAUUACCCCCCGAUGCAAUAUUAGUAGGUCAGUCGUUGAACUUUGAUUUGAACGCUUUAAAGCUUAUGCACCCGUAUGUGAUCGACACUAGUAUUCUGUUCAACGUAACCGGAACACAAGGAACAAAAUCGAAACUGAAAGUGCUGGCGAAAAAGUUCCUUCAGCGUGAUAUUCAGUGUUCCUCGAAAGGACACAAUUCAAUCGAAGAUUCAAUGGCUUCCCUUGAGCUUGUAAAGCUGAAGCUGGCUAAAAACAUUUAUUUCGGUGAUCAGUGGCUGCAGGAUCGGCGAAACUAUCACAAAAAAGUAAACAGAGGGGGAAUCGCCUCACCAGCGGAAGUGCAACGAAUUGGAGCGGACCCUAGCAUAACGGAAAUAACAGGUUCACUUUUUGGCCACGCUAGAAAAAGAAAUAAAAAAUCGGCCAUAGUAACUAACGCGAAUAAUUUGGAUAGUUUCGAGAACUAUUUCGGCGAUGCAGUCAAGUCAAAUACAGAGGUGAAGAAACUGUUGAGUUAUCAAAAAAUGGACAGCGACGAAGCAGUUAUAAAUCAUACAGCAGAAAAAUGUCUCAACUAUGAUUUCAACUUGGCUUGCAUUCAGUUAAAGAGGGAACAUUUGUUAGAUGAAAAUACGAAGCGUGUUAAGUUUGAGCAAAUUGAUGGCUGGAUUCGGAAGUUGUAUAAUUCCAUCUCUUUGAAUGGGAUGCUAGUUGUAUUACUUGCUGGAGGUGAGGUAAACCAAAGUAGUCGAAUGGCAGUCGCUAUGAUUCAAACUAAAAAAGGUUAAAAGAUUGUACCUAUUUCGUUACGUGAAAUAAAUUAAUGGAUUAUACGAUUAA